Molecule: messenger RNA, 5820 nt
Organism: Schistosoma haematobium
Lineage: Eukaryota; Metazoa; Platyhelminthes; Trematoda; Strigeidida; Schistosomatidae
Product: Cu-binding protein
Exons: 5
Coding region: 183-698 (171 amino acids)
Biological process (GO): mitochondrial respiratory chain complex IV assembly
Source: RefSeq, a predicted model, not a curated record
GGUGAUCACUGUGCGCAAGAUACGAACCAAUCAGAUAUGCGUGUCUUCUCUUGUUGCUUAAAGUCGUUGGGGGUGUCGAGCAAACUUUUGUCUCGAGGCUUCAUUCCUACCAGGUUCAGGUCAACCCUCAGUCCAGAAGAUGUAGGCCUUUUUUCAUCCUAUCAGUGUAUACUUUCCAGAGGAUGCGUUACAUACAUUGGUGCUCUUUCGUUUUCCUUGCAGGGUCAUUCACUGUAGGUUCAGUUUUACUGACAAGAGACCUUGCAAAAGCCAAAAAAAUAUCAGAAAGAAAAUAUGGUCUGCCAUCUAUUGGUGGCGAUUUCAAUUUGGUUGACCAUAAUGGAAACCCAUGUAAAUUAGCUGAUUUCCACGGAAAAUGGGUUCUGUUGUACUUUGGGUUCUGCCGAUGUCCAGAUAUAUGCCCAGAACAAAUAGAGAGACUUGUGGAAGUAUCUGACAGAAUAAUGCUUAUUGAAAAACCCAAGUAUCCCUUAGUGCCUGUAUUCAUGUCUGUCGACAGCGAACGUGAUACCCCAGAUAUUUUAGCUAAAUACGUUAAAGAAUUUUCACCACAUCUGAUCGGGCUGACCGGUACUAAGGAAGAAAUUGAUAAAGUUUCUAAACUCUAUCGUAUUUAUUACAGUGCAGGACCAAAAGAUGCAGAUGGCGAUUAUAUUGUGAGUUUUUUUGGUGUUUAGUGGUUAUUCAGUACAUUGAAUGAGUGUUACGAGUAGCAUAUAUGAUGAAUUAGUGUUUAAAGUAUUGAUAAAUGGUUUUGGUUUUAUGAAAUUGUGGUGUUUGGGUUUCGGGUGUUGAGUGGCUUUCAAAUCGUUCGAAUCGCUAGCAACAAGAAGUCUGACGUGCGUGAAAAAAAUUUGUGAAGCUGAUGAGAUGCCGAACAGUAACUGCUGCCGACGUCUUGGACGAUGGGCAGAGUUUUUCAAGAAGUUCAAUUGGUCCGCUACCUCGGUGACAUCGACCAGACUUUCCUGCCCUUCACGACAGGUAACGACUGAUCCACCUAACGAGGCAGAAGUCUUCAGAGAACUCCAAUUCUUGAAGCACCACAAAUAACCAGGCUUGAUUGACUUAACUCCGACCCUUGUUAAAAAUAACUCCGCCGGAGCCCCUAUGGGGUUACUGCCGAUCCCAAGUUUGGAUAAACGGGGGGGGGCAUACGGUUUACGACCCCGUCCCGUGAAAAACUAACUCGCUAAAAAACGCUAACCAGAAGAAAUAAUUCAAACCAUUUAAACUCUGCCCCGGGAGUUAGAAGGUCUUCAUUUAGAAAAGUUAUGACGCCUCAUGGUGGAACCUGAGUUCCUUCGGAAGUCACAAGGCUGAUGUCCCUUCCGACAACCGGAGCAACGAUUAAUUUAGGUACAUGGAAUGCUCAUACAAUAUGGGAAACCGAGAGAGUCAUCCAAAUUGCUGCAGAAAUGAAAAGAUACAAUUUUUUUAAAAAUGGUGGAGACCUGGUUAAUGAACUGAGUUAUUUACAAGUGUCUGGCAAUUAGAGUGUUCCAACGUCGUGGGAUGAGUUGAUAGUUGUCCCUUUCUUUAAAAAGGGUUCGCAUCAUCUUUACAUCAAUUAUCGGUGGAUAAGUCUACUUCCGAUUGCAUCCAAAGUGUUAUGACCUUGAUCUGUCUACUCUAGAUUAAGACCUCGACGCAAUAGGCUGACCGGUUUAACCUUGAGGCUAGUACGCAUGAGUUCGAGGCGGGGUAGAGAGAAGAAAACUAUUCUAUCACAUGAUUGGCUGACAAGCACGGUAAUGAGAGAAGACAAGACAACUGGAACACUGUUCGCUCUAUUCCGAUAUACUGCUUUCCUGUAAAUUCUCUGAAUUCAGAUUAGUGCAAAAAGGUACAUGAAUAAAUAGGUGAUUUACCCGACCACAACGUACAAUAAUUUGGGAAAACACAAUUAUGUCCAAAACUGGAAAUUAGAGUAGAAAAUAAAAUGCAAAAUAUUAUGUUUAAAUUACAAUAGCUUCGGAACAAAAAGGGGUAUGGCAAUGAAUGAUACAUCGAACGAAAGCUCAUGUUCUGUAGAAUAAAAUAGGGACAAAAAUAAAUGUUAGUGUUUUACAAGCUUUGAAUAAAAUGAAAUAACGUCCCGAAAAAUAGCUUUCGUAGUUUGUCAGGGCUUCUUGUUUCCCUGUUCACAUCACAAACUAAUGGCUUACGUCAUACUUCUUAGAUUUUCCGAACCCGAGUAAGAUUGACUCGCGAGGAGCAGGCUGGUUUUCGUUCCCGUGGAGGAUGUACUGGUCAUAAUUUCACCCCCCACACUGAAUUGUAGAACGUCUUACCUAUUACAGGCCAACAAUCGUAGUGUUUCUUGACAUCAGUGCCGCUUUCGAUUCGUCGAACAGACGUGUUCCCUGGGAUGGUCUUUUGAAGAAGGGUGUGCGUGAAAAAUUUAUUAACGUCUUUAAGGCUUUAUAUCCUGGCACCUCAGACAGAGUUAUGGCAUACAACUACCUCUCCAUUGUUCCAUUCAAACAGUUGGGUUAGGCAGGGUUGUCUAAUUUCACCGUUUUUCUUCAACUUUGUUAUCGAUGACGUUCUGGAAACAGCCCUGAUGGAUGUAGAUAAUGAUAGUAUAGACCCGUUGCCUGGAGAAAGACAUUUCGAUCUUGAGUAUGCGGAUGAUAUUGUCUUACUGUGCGAUAACCAGUUGUCAAUAAGUGUCCGUAGGUAUGGUAUGUGCUUUGCAUCUUCUAAGUGCAGGGCCAGGGUCCUGUACUCACCCUGAGUAGUGUGCAGAUAGAAGUAGUCGAGAAGUUCAUGUAUUUAGGUGGCUGUGUAAGUGCUGGUAGUGGCAUGAGUGAGGAGAUCAAUUCACGUAUAACGUAAGCCAAAGAGGCUAAUGCCAAUGCGGACCGCCUUCAUGAUAUUAGUCUGGUUUUUAAAGGUCGGAUCUAUAACGUGACGGUAAGAGCAGUUUUUCUCAACGCUUGUGAAACCUGACUUCUCUGAGUUAAGGAUGUUAUCAUCGUUGUUUCCGAAGGGUUGCUGACAUUCAGUGGCAACACUAUGUUAGUAAUACAGAGGUUCAACAUUGUGUGUUCGGGCACAGCGACCAUAAUUCAUUUGGUGUCACCACCUUGAAACACCGACUUCAGUAGUUUGGAGAUGUUCAAGGAAUAUCGUUCCGGCGAAUUCCACACCGUACAUUAUUUGCCGACGCUAGGACCGGUUGAAAAAAGCGGAGAGGUGGUUAGUGCACGACAUGGUGUCGUGGUAUGAAAGAAAGCUGUACAGGACUGAGUUCUGUUGACCCUUCAAUAUCCCCUGGUGGGUUCCUGAAGAUGUUACAACGUAGUGGCUUGAAACUAUCAGAAAUAAUUCAGAGUAAAAGCCAGUGGCGAACCAUGUUGUAGCUUCCCUUCACUUUCUUCAUAAAAGUCAACGCAACUUUAACUGAAGGAAUUCUUUCUGGUUGUAUUUUUCCUAACUGAACUGCUCUUUUCAUAAUAAUAAUAAUAAUGACAAUCAUAAUUUCACUCUCAUACAAUAAUUUUCGUUCAUUGUUGAUUCCCAUUUCUUAAUAUACUCGCCUUCCAUUCCCCAUCUCUUCACAAUUUCAUUUUUAUUGUUUGGCGCAUAUAUAUUUGGUGCACCCUCGUACCAAUAUUUAUAUGUUCAAAUAAACAAAUAAAUGAAAGAAUGAAGAAAUGAAUACUUGUUCGUCUGUCAAGUUGAUUGAAUUAAAUUUUAAUCUAAAUAAUUAAUUCCCUCGAUUAAUCUUUUGAUUGUAGCAUAUCAGUCAGACAGCCUCAUGCAGUAACAUUCGUAAGGAGUCAACCAGUUUGCACACUAUAUACCAUAAUGUCCAAUUUAUAAUCGUCACUUUUUCUAUUUGUCGUUGGUUUGUUCUUAAUCCCCACAGGGGAAGUUGUUUAUGAUUCAUAGGCAUCAUGACAAAAUCUCUUCGUUUUAGAUUGGUAAAGCCGUUUUUCUUCCUAAAAGUUACAUUCGAUAUCUGUUUUCGCACAAGUAUACUUCAAAACAUAAGUUUAUCCGCGAUAUUUUAAUCUGCCACUGUGUACAAAGAUCAAUUUUAUUAUGUCCGUUUAUUUACUGCAAAUUCAUAACCAAGCUCAAUUUUGUGUUCUCAUUGUUGAGUUACCGUAUGACCUAUUGGUUGAAAGUAGAGGUUUUCAACCACUAAACCACAACUUCGAUUGGUUUUCUUGAUGUCUGUGUAUGUGAAAGACGUGUAUGUCAUAUCGUUAUGCAUGUAGAAGAAAUGAUAGAAACUCUGUUGCAUCUCGUCGAAUUCAUUCACCCUUCCGGUGGUACGUGUUCUGUGUAGUUCAUGUCUAUUCAAAACUUUUCUAUUUAGACUAUUCUUAAGCAAGUCUGUUGAAUAAUAAGAUUGUUUUAAAUUACCACGAGUUUUGUACCUGCAAACAAAUUACUAUUUAAGUGGAAAAAGUGGAUUCUACUGUGUCCGUUUGAAUGCUUUAUUUUCUUAUAUGAAUCGACUAACGAUAUGGGAACAGCUCAUGUGCACUUAUCAGUAAAUACAAACAUCAAGAAUUAAUCUUUGAUACACUGGACCAGCAUAUUUUUUCCGUCAAACUUACUAUCAUUGAUCUAUCUUAAUUCAACUUAAGAAGCGAUCAAUAAAAAUUUCUGGAGCUGGCUUUCAAGCUCUUAAUGUUUUUGUUACAGAUCUGAGAUAUUGUAGUAAACAAUAACACUAGUCGGGACAAUCGAAUGUAUUUGACACGAAAUUACAGAGCAUCUCACUAAAAUCUGAGAUCCAUAUAGUAAAUAGUUAAUUUCAAAAUAUUGUAGCGGCUGUGCUUCGUUAACCAAUCACCCUCGUAACCGUUACCAUAUAGACCUCAACGGUUUUGAAAUCAGAUGGUAAAGAGAAGCAGCGACCACAGUUUUAUUAGCAAAUAACUCAGACCACAAAGCAGAGAGGCAAAGUGAGUGAGUCAGCGAGUUGAGAGUGUAGAGUGUGUAGGUUUAAAUGUACAUGUAUAUAUAUAGGGAAACGAAUGGAUCAUCGGAUCAGUUAAGCAGCUAAUAAUAAAGCUAGCGUAGGCGAUAAGCAAUGUUCAAGCAUACAUAUUUCAUACAAGCACAACAAGUUGUUAUAGUACGGAUGACUCUGUCCGCUAAAUAAGUUAACAAAAGGGCUUAACCGAAUUAAAUGAUAACAAACUCAAUUGCACGUGAGGUGCUGUAAUAUCAAUCCAUUGUCUCAGAUUUCAUUGUCCAUGUGUUUUCAUAUCAAUUGCGUUCCGUUUCGUUCUUUCCUUAUCGAUCUUCUGCCUGACCACUGUUAUAUACCACCAUUAUGGAUAUAAGUAACCUACACCAUAAUAUUACUUUAAAUUAUAUUUAUGAUUUCAUAUUUAUUAUCGAUAGGUUGACCACACUGUUAUAAUGUACUUGCUGGAUCCGAAAGGACAAUUCUCCGACUAUUAUGGACAAGCUAAACCAGUACAGGAGAUAGUACAAAAUAUUACAGAAAAAAUGAAUGCAUACAAAGACUAACACUUCGUAUGUUUAUAUGUUCACAUAUGUAUAGUAGAUUACUACUCUUUUAUUGUGUAAUCUGUUCAUUUUCAGUCAAAUAUAAACUACAAUAUUAUUUACCUUUAGUAGUUAGUCUAUAUUGAUGGAUGGAUGGAUUUCUUUUAUUUUACUCCCUAAAUUUAAUUACUUGGUAUCUGAAAAAUUUGUGUAGUUAGUUUGACUAAUCUUCGUUCACUGAAACAACUUCCUACUGUUGCCAUUAUAAGUAGAAUUAGAAAUAUUUUCCGUAUAUUUAACUCUAUAUAUUUUAUUAAG